Tupaia belangeri chinensis (Chinese tree shrew) is the source of this 1889-nucleotide messenger RNA. It is a transcript of the gene CD207, whose product is annotated as CD207 molecule. The coding region runs from base 1 to 1278 and encodes 425 amino acids. Lineage: Eukaryota; Metazoa; Chordata; Mammalia; Scandentia; Tupaiidae. The transcript is spliced from 6 exons. The record is from RefSeq and is a predicted model, not a curated record.
AUGGGCACGAUAUCAGACAUAAAGUCCAGCGCUCAGUUGCUGAAGGAGCGUGUGGACAAUGUCAGUGCCCUAGGACCUGAAGUUAAGAAGAACAGCGGCGGCGUGGAGGCAGCUGGCGUGCAGGUCCAGAGGGUGAAUGCCAGCCUGGAUCUGGUGCACACUCAGAUCCUGAUGCUGAAAACCAGUGUGGAGAAUGCCAACGCACAUAUUCAGAUCUUGACAGAAAAUUGGGAGGAUGUUAAUCAUUUAAAUGCCCAAAUCCCAGGGCUAAAAAAAGAUUUGGAUAAAGCCAGUGUGUUAAACACAAAGGUCCGGGGGCUCCAGAGCAGUUUGGAGAAUAUCAACAAGUUGCUCAGACAGCAAGAGCCUCCUUCCAAGCCGGCUCCGGCUCUGGUCCCGAGGAGGUGCCUCACGGUCCGCACGGCGAUAAUCUGCCUGGUGCUGGCGCUGGCCGCCUCCAUCUUGCUGCAGGCCACUCUCUACCCCUGGUUUAUGGGCACGAUAUCAGACAUAAAGUCCAGCGCUCAGUUGCUGAAGGAGCGUGUGGACAAUGUCAGUGCCCUAGGACCUGAAGUUAAGAAGAACAGCGGCGGCGUGGAGGCAGCUGGCGUGCAGGUCCAGAGGGUGAAUGCCAGCCUGGAUCUGGUGCACACUCAGAUCCUGAUGCUGAAAACCAGUGUGGAGAAUGCCAACGCACAUAUUCAGAUCUUGACAGAAAAUUGGGAGGAUGUUAAUCAUUUAAAUGCCCAAAUCCCAGGGCUAAAAAAAGAUUUGGAUAAAGCCAGUGUGUUAAACACAAAGGUCCGGGGGCUCCAGAGCAGUUUGGAGAAUAUCAACAAGUUGCUCAGACAGCAAGAUGACAUUCUGCAGAUGGUUUCCCAAGGAUGGAGGUACUUCCAGGGAAACUUCUAUUACUUUUCUCGCAUAGUAAAGACGUGGUACAGUGCUCAGCAGUUCUGUCUGUCCAGGGGUGCACACCUGACCUCAGUGACCUCAGAGGGUGAGCAGGAAUUUCUGUAUAAGACAGCAGGUGGACUUGUCCACUGGAUUGGCCUGACCAAGGCAGGGACUGAGGGAGACUGGACCUGGGUGGACGACACACCAUUCGAUAAGGUCCAAAGCAAGAGGUUCUGGAUUCCAGGUGAGCCCAACAAUAACGGAAACAAUGAACACUGUGCCAACAUAAGGGUGUCCUCUCUUCGGUCCUGGAAUGACGCCCCCUGUGACAAUCAGUUCCUUUUCAUCUGUAAGCGACCUUACAUCUCAGCAGAACCAUGACAGAGCUGAUCCCUAAGCUUGUCCUUUGAAUUCCAAUGCUUGUUGAACUUGAAAAAAAUGCUUCUCUUUCCCCCAACUACAAGAUAACUUUGCACCUUGAUUUCUAAAUUUUUCUUGUUUCAAAAUGGUCCCAAAGGCACCCUGGAGCCCGUCUGCCUCAGCUGGGAAUUCUUUGCCCCCAUAAAGGCAGCUGGAAUGGAAUGGAGAACUUGGGUUAACCUGGGACUGGAGGGUGGAGAGCUUUGGAAGUUCACACAGCUGGAAGGCAGAUCUGGGCAAUACCCUGGGCUCUCUGCUUCCUUCAGAGAAGUCUCAGUUUUAUUCUGUGUAAGUUGCUUCAGACCAAACCGACAAUUCUCCUGAUACUGUUACCCAGGGCUUUCCUGGUCAGUCCCUCUGGAUUCCCGUUUGCCUGCUUAGGAGUGCUGGUGGCCGGCAGGUGGCAUGCUCCCAUUGCUCUUCUUGUCCGUGCCCCUGGCCAUGCGUCCUGUUGAAGCUGGUCUAGCACCUCCCUCCUCACUCCCUCACUCAGGCCAUGGAGGCCACCUCAGCUUCCCUGCGGACUGUGCAGCUUUUCUCUCCACCUCCCUGCACCUCCUCUUUCUUCUGCA